Ahaetulla prasina is the source of this 519-nucleotide messenger RNA. It is a transcript of the gene MICOS10, whose product is annotated as mitochondrial contact site and cristae organizing system subunit 10. Lineage: Eukaryota; Metazoa; Chordata; Lepidosauria; Squamata; Colubridae. Gene Ontology annotation, cellular component: mitochondrion; MICOS complex; mitochondrial inner membrane. The record is from RefSeq and is a predicted model, not a curated record. The coding region runs from base 44 to 277 and encodes 77 amino acids. The transcript has 4 exons.
CGGGAGGAGGCUUGAGUGACAGCGGAGGCGGGUAGCGGCCAAAAUGGCGUCGGAGGGUGAUCUAGGGAGGAAAUGGGACCGUUGUCUGGCUGACUCCGCCGUCAAGCUGGGUGCUGGGUUUGGUCUAGGCGUGGUCUUCUCCGUCAUCUUCUUCAAAAGAAAGACCUGGCCGCUGGCUUUCGGCUCGGGGAUGGGGCUAGGAAUGGCGUAUUCCAACUGCCAACAUGACUUCCAGGCUCCUUACCUUCUCCACGGGAGAUUCAUCAAGGAGCAGUGAUGGGGUCCUGACCUUUUCUGUGGCACAGCAGCGGAGACACCUCGGCCUCCUCUCCAUGGGUGCGGGGGAUGGGCACCCUUGGAGACCCAUGGACUUGCAGGCUGCCCCUCUGGGGAAGGGGCAGCCGCCACCCACCACCACCACCACCAGGCCUCCAAGCAAACCUUGAUUUUGUAUCUUCUUCGGGGAAACAGCAGGGAACGAAGCCGUUCUGGGAAAGGCAAUAAAACUGGCAAAGCGUU